UCAUACUCAGCAUGCAGUUUGUGUAGUUAGGUCAGAAAGGUGACAACUUUUUCCUACCCAAUAACAAAUUGCACCUCCCCUUUCUCUUCAUACUUACUCAUAUAUAUAUAUAAAUGUACACCACAUAUAGUUCCAAGAGUAACAUCAUUCUGAAACGGUUUUAUCGUACAAUCCUGACACAAACCAAAUGCGCCAUUAUUAAUACACAGUUUCAGUGCUACACCAUUUCGACAACAAGAAGCCAAAUACACCAUUAAUGACAGAGCACCAAAGAAUACAUCCGGUGGUCGUCCAGGAUGUGGAAGCACCACCAUCACCAUCACCGCCACCACCACCAACACGACCUCUACUGCCUCAAGUCACAUUCCGAUCAGAAAAGGGUAAUCCAGCAAGGAAUCAAGUUCCAUUAGGCCACUUAAUUGCAGCAAGGCCUCCUCCUUUGGCACCACCAAAGAGUGGAAACUGUUUGUGCAAAUGCCUCUGUUGGACACUUAGCCUCCUCAUAUUCCUGCUGAUCAUUGUUGGAGCCACUGCAGGGAUUCUUUACCUCGUUUUCCAACCCAAGAUCCCCAAAUAUUCAGUUGACGAUCUCAGAAUAUCAGACUUGACACUGAAUUUCGACUUGAGCCUUUACGCAAGGUUCAAUGUUAAGAUCACAGCAGAAAACCCAAAUAAAAAGAUUGGAAUAUACUACGAGAAAGGUAGCCAUUUGAGCGUGUGGUACAAAAACACAAACCUUUGCCAAGGAUCGAUCCCCAGAUUCUACCAGGGCCACCAGAACAAAACGGCUUUCAAUGUAGUCUUAACGGGCCAAAAUCAAUAUGGAAGAACCCUGCUUGAUGCAAUGCAGGAGCAGCAACAGACUAGAAGGAUUCCACUUGAUCUUAAGAUAGAUGUGCCUGUCAGCAUUAAGCUUGGGAAACUGAAGCUGAACAAGGUGCGAAUAAUGGGAACCUGCAUGUUGAUUGUCGAUAACCUGUCUACUAAUAGUUUAAUCAGCAUUAAAGCUAGUACCUGUAAUUUCGGACUGAAGCUCUGAACGAUGUUUAUUACUUAUCCAUCCUAGUGUAAACCUUUCUUUUUGUUUUCUUCAUUUAUUUCCCAUUUUUGGAAAGACCUUUUAUUCAUUAAUGUGAUAUCAACAGCAGUUUUCCAUGUUCA
Messenger RNA from Erythranthe guttata (spotted monkey flower), 1161 nucleotides. RefSeq names its product Late embryogenesis abundant (LEA) hydroxyproline-rich glycoprotein family. NCBI's taxonomy places the organism in Eukaryota, Viridiplantae, Streptophyta, Magnoliopsida, Lamiales, Phrymaceae. Gene Ontology annotation, cellular component: plasma membrane. Gene Ontology annotation, biological process: defense response to other organism. The record is from RefSeq and is a predicted model, not a curated record.